Molecule: messenger RNA, 2529 nt
Organism: Histoplasma mississippiense
Lineage: Eukaryota; Fungi; Ascomycota; Eurotiomycetes; Onygenales; Ajellomycetaceae
Exons: 4
Coding region: 1-2529 (842 amino acids)
Source: RefSeq, a predicted model, not a curated record
AUGGCUGCUGCGUCAAUUGCCAUGCAGCGCUCCAACCAACGAAGUUCUUUGGAUUUAAGAGGGUCUUGCAGUGAGUCACACGGUGGCCGCAGCGAAGCGGACGGGUUUUCAUUUCGUUCUUCCAAAGCCCGCAGUGUCCGUUUCACCCCUAGUGAUCGUGAUACUAUUGGUGCUCAGAACGAACGACAUUUGAUUCAAUGCCCAAGCUCUAUAGCUUCUCCAUGCAGCAAUGGAACUGCCAGAAACGAUUCCGCAUUCCAUGCUGCGGCUGACGAGCUAACCCCGAACAUAAACGAGUUGUCUGGAAUUGGAGAUAGCAUUGCUUCAGCGCCAUCAUCCUAUCGGAAACUCCGUAAAGCUAAAUCAAUGUUCUCAACCCGGAAGCGUGCGAUGAAGUCGUCAGAUUCGUCCUAUUCACCGUUUAGAUCCUCUACUUGCUCAGAUAACCCCGAAAUGGGCCAUCUUUCCCGAGCCACACUGCGACGAUCGAAGUCUUUCUUUGCCGCGGAAAUAGCCCAGAAGCCAGAUGGCGAAAAGCGGACAGAUAGCCAGAACGCAGCAAUCCAGUUAGCCCGUGAGCAAUAUCUACAGGAGUUACAGCAGUCAAAGCGAAAUGAUGGGUCGGCAUCUAUUCUUAGUGGGAGAGGACGGCACCAAUCAAGGCCCUUUAGAAAAUCUCUUAGAUCUUCUAGCGGAUGGGAUGCUGAAAACGAAAUUCCAGUCGCUCCUCCUCAGCCUAUAAAACCCAGUGUAAUUUACCCAAGUAAGACCCUUCGAAACUCAACGUCAAGGAUCUUCUCAUUGUCGAUCAAGAAUGGCCUAAGGAGGAUAUUUGGACGCUCGAUGGCACAAGAGGAAAGAUGUGCACCCACGGUGCAGCGCAAGCAUGCAUUAGGAUUUAGUGAUUAUAUCAGUUCAGAAUCUGGAGGACCGGCGAGCAUUGGCAAUCGACCAGCUAGUAUCAGGACGAUGAAGAGCUCGGACAGUUUUGCCACCUUAAGCUCCCGCGCAACCAGUUGGACAGAUUCGACCGCUACCAACAUUACGGCUACAAGAGAUGCUGUAUCGGAGAGAAAUAGACUUUCCAUUAUUCAAGAGAACGGCGUCCCACCUGAUUCCACCCCUUCCCGGCUGUCUUUCCAUUACAAUGAUGGAUACUCAGUCUUCCGGAAGCCUUUGCAUCCGGGACGCAGCGGUAAUAAUGCUUUUGAUGCAGUGGACAGCCAGCGGGUGUACUCUGCUUUACGAGGCGUCUAUGCGAACUAUCAGGCCGAUACCUCCAGCGCGGGGCCUAUCUCCAAGUUCACGAAGCCAGAUAUCGUCGAAUCGCUCCAGCGGUCAAAAUCGUCACUCUGUCAACCUAGCCGGCAAAAGCGAUCCGAAAUUCCGAACCCGCUAGUCCCGCCCCGAUUUUCCUCCUAUGAACACGCGAUAAACUCAGACGAUGACAUCGAAAGUGUGAUCGUAUCACGGCCGGGUGAUAUUGCGCGAUCUUGUGUCUCUCCAAGUGUGUAUUCAAGGACGACCAGCGGGGAUACACCAAGACAUUUUGGAAGCAGGAGAGACUUGAGUUUUUCGGAAUCUAGCGAUGAACGAGGUACGGUUACUAUCCUUGCCAGUGAGAGACUACCAUAUAAGCCAAAUGAUGCCGGAGGCUAUACCUGUAGCGACAGCAAAAUCAGGGGUAGCGCCGAGUGGAAAUCAUGGAUGAGCUCUCAAAUGGACCUUUUGGAUGCUACCCCUGAGAACUAUGCAAAGAUCCAAUAUGUUAAGUCCCCUAACACUCAUUACCGGGAAAUGACGGAAAUUCAUGGCGAGUUGAAGGAUGGAAACCCUGAAGCAUCGUACACCAUGCCCCAAACAAAUGAAUAUAUUACUGCAGAGCCACCUGAAGGACCACCAUCCCUUGAUGUUGACCAAAGGCAGCCGCUAGUAGAAUUAAAGUCAUUUACACAAAAUAAUUUUUCACGGCCUCUCCGCCUAUCUCCUGAUAUACCCAUCUCCAUUUCUCGCCCAGCCGUUCAAAAACCAUUUGUUGUCGCCAGAUCGGAAUCCGCCCAUAGUCUUCAUAUAGCCCCCGACGUCGAUCCUGAGAGGUCUACUCCAACCGACGCUGUGCUUCCGAGAAAUGCGUCAAGAAGUCCAAGCGCCUCUCUAUUGGCUUAUGAGAAGCCCGAAUGCCUGGACCUUGCCACAUUGCCAGUUACACCCACGAGACUCCCAAAAGCUAUCCAGAGCACUAUUUCGCUCCGCAAUCACAGUGGGAAAGAUAGCCCGACCAGGCGACUCAGCGAUCCUAGAAAAUUGUCACCAACAGUCAAUUUUAGCUCUGUUCGCAACAGGAGAGACAAUGCCCGAGUGACCAAUGAGAACUUAAGGGGGGGCAGAGUACCUACUAAGAGCAACUUGCCAGAGUUAGGAGAUAUUCAUUCGACAAUUAGUAGCAAACGCAUGGUGGAUAUAUUCUUGAGUCAGAGACGGCGUCAGAUGGGCGGAGCAGAGAAAGGCACAGAGCACGCUUUUAUCUAG